AUGGAGACCUUUGUUCCCGGCCUACAUGGCCAACCGCACCCUUCUGUCAACAAAACUGCUCUCGGAAGAGUUCGAGCCGAGGACCAACCCCCGAGUAUCCAGCGAGAGUUUUCCAAGGCAUAUCCUUUUGGUUUACCCGCUGUCUAUAAGAUGAUGAGGUCAACCAACUCUCAUGGUGUCGUUGACACUUAUGUCGAGGAUAGUCUGCCGGUCGGCUUUUACACCCAUCCUCCAAGUGAUGCACCGGCCAUCUUCUCGACAAAAAACGGCACUCAGCCAUUUAGCUACCUCACGCACAUUUUGCCUCCGCGUCGACUUCAUCUUUGGUCCAAGGACGAGAUUCAAGAACGGUGCAAUUCCCUUCGCAAGACGUAUUGGAACCACAUGAAGACGAUGAAAAAACUACACUCCUGGGACGAUCUUUACACCUAUUUUGACGCCUGUGAUCUAUACCACCAUGGUGUGCAAAAUCUUUGGAAUGUUGUCAACACUCUAUUCGACGAAAAUGAAAUUAUUCGUCGUGACGUCAGCAGAGAGUCGGCUCAGCAUAUUGGUGAAUGGGUCGAUAAAUGGCUCGAAAACAUCGACAACAAAACAAAGCUCGGGAAUUGGACCGAAAAAGAUGGCUUCAUUGUAUAUAUUCUCUCAGAAGAAGAUCGCAAUGAUAUGGGCGAUCUUACAGACGACAUGAUGCCCGUCGUUGCCAAUGCCCUCAAAUGCCGUCGGGCAUUUUUGCUGUCAAGUAACUUCCACAAAGGGAGAACUCAACCGAAUGACAUCCUUUCUGCCGUGAAGAAUUCAAACUUUGAGAACUGGCUAGUUGGCGAGCCUGUGUUUAACCCAGACGGAAACGGGCUGCCGUCACCUCCAGCUUGGGAAGAACAUAGAUGCUCGCCAGCUUCCCGGAACAAACCCUUACCCUACCAUAUUCAGGACGGACACUACUACUACCUGCCUGAAGGGAGUGGGCAGCCUAAUUAUCACGAGGUCGACCGGCCCAGUGCUGUUGAGGCUUUGCAGAGGUCAGCCGCAGCAGCGACGAUGAAUCAACCAUCGAAGAAGCAGUCUCACGCUACUGUUGUGAAUGGCACUGUGCAGCCUCGGACGGCUAGUACAGGAAAGAAAGCUGUCAGUAAUAGCACACAGACAAGCACUGUGAAUGGAAGAAAUGAGCAAGCGGCUCCUCCUUCGACCAUGAAUGCGGGACCACCGAAUCACCAAAGUCAGCCUCUCGUUUCUGUUCAAACCGAUAAUAAUGUUGGACCAAUAGUAGUUGCGAGGGCCCAUGCCUCUCCCUCACCACUCUCUCGAAAGGGUCGGCUCCCUCAAGAUGGCAUGAACAUUGAUGGAACGAGCACCUUCGUGGGGCCCGAACAGUCUAGUCUGACAGGUUCUCAGUCUCAGGAUGCUAGAAAUGCUGCUAGAUUUGUUCCCUACCCUUCAAUGGCUUCGUCUCCUCAGCAUCAUGCCCCUACAACGGUCCGGGUUCAGCCUGCAUAG
Messenger RNA from Pochonia chlamydosporia 170, 1500 nucleotides. RefSeq lists its product as hypothetical. NCBI's taxonomy places the organism in Eukaryota, Fungi, Ascomycota, Sordariomycetes, Hypocreales, Clavicipitaceae. The record is from RefSeq and is a predicted model, not a curated record. The transcript has 2 exons. Bases 1 to 1500 code for a protein of 499 amino acids.